This is a messenger RNA of Didymodactylos carnosus, 955 nucleotides long. Lineage: Eukaryota; Metazoa; Rotifera; Eurotatoria; Philodinida; Philodinidae. The record is from the annotation of a GenBank genome assembly.
UGAACAAGCUGGACGUUAUUAUUCAGAUGUAUUUUUACAGUUUAAUGGCACGGCAGGAAUUUGGCGAAAAGAGGCGAUUUUAAAUGCUGGUGGUUGGAAAGACGAUACAAUAACAGAAGACCUUGAUUUGAGUUAUCGUGCACAAUUACACGGUUAUAAAGUUGUUUUUCUCGAAGAUGUCGACACUCCAGCUGAAUUACCAAUAUCUAUAAAUGAUUUUAAAUCACAGCAAUAUCGUUGGUCAAAAGGUGCCGCUCAAACGGCUCGUAAAUUAAUUGGUGAAGUUUUACGUGCAAAACAAUUAUCAUUAUUUGUUCGUUAUCAUGCUGCAUUUCAUCUAUUUUCCAGUCUACUAUUUUUAACUUGUUUAUUACAAACACUUCUACUUGUUGCGAUCGAAAGUCUUUGUGUUGAACCAACAAUAUUAAUUUUAACAAAUAUUAUUAAUGCCAUUUUAAUGUUCAUAACAUCAUAUAUUGGUAAUAGUGAAGCAAAACGUUUAACAUUAAAUGACAAUAGUCACCGUCAAUUAGACAAAAAAAAUAAUAAUAAUGAGCAUUUUCUUUUGAAAUUAGUUAAAUUUUUAUUUCAUUUCUUACUAUUUAUAUCAUUAAUUCAAGCUAUUUGCCUUCACAAUACAAUUGCUGUUAUCGAUGGUUUAAUAAGGAAAAAAGGUGAAUUUAAACGUACACCAAAAUAUAGUGUAGAAACAACGAAGUAUCAGUCAAAAAAGUCAAUUAAUGACAAAAAAAUACAUUAUCAAAGAAAAUCAAUUGAUUGGUUUGCAUUAGCUGAUAUUACUCUAGCAAUUGUAUUCAUUUUAAAAACGUUGCAUUGUAUUUUUUUUGUUGGUAUUUGGGUAAAAUUUGGUACCAUCGUUUUAUAUUCAUCAUUGGCUGUUGGCUAUUGCGUUGUUAGCGUUGCCUCAUUACUAGAAGUAUACACAUCAAAAUAG